UCUCUUUCUUUCCUACCCUUUCCCUUGCAUUCUUUCUUUUCUCUUCUAAUUUGCUAUCCAAACAUAGUGUUGUGCAAAAAUAAUUAUUUGCCUCUUUUGUGAAAACUUUCGUACUCUAUUAGAAAAAGCUUUCAUUUUCUCUUCCUCACAAGCUACCACAAAAACUGUAGCAACACUUUUUUUAUUCUUCCAUUCAUUUAAUUCUACGUCCUUGCAAAUAUUUGAGAUGAUUUUCUUAUUAAGUGUUUAAGGUGGGACGCAGAUCCAAAUGAUCCGAGUCCAAAUGCAUACAAGUUCAUAACUUCUAACCAACCUAUACAUAGUUUUAAUGAUACAUAUUAUUAAGGGACAUAAUAAACCUUUUCCUUAAAGUCCAAUUACAAUGAUUGAUAAAGUUUGUCCUAAUUAACAACAUUUCAAAAAAGCACCUUUUGGAGCUCUAGCAUUAUAAAUAACCUGAUUAAUUAGUAUUGCCAUUUCCACGAGUACCUAAACAAAGAAAUUCGUAAUACCUCAAAUAAACUUUUAGGAAGAAAGUUACCAUAAUCCUUUCUAAAUUUAGGUCAAAUUUCCAAAUAAAGAAGUAAGAUCAAUAUAAGAUGUACACAAAAUCAUCAUGUAGAAACUCAACAACAAGAAGCUUAAUUGUAAAGAGAUCUGCUGCUGCUCCUAGUCCUAGGCCAAUAACAACAACAACAGAAUUGGAAGAAGCUGCACAAGCAGUCCCAUUGUUGGCUCACAUUGAAUCAUCAAAAUUCACACAAAGAAAUCAUAGUCGAGGGAAGAAAAUAGAAUUCCCAGUGUCCCCUGAUGCUGAUGCUCUUUUACUGGGAGAAGGGAUUACUAAUUCUAACCACCCACAACAUAAGAUGGUUUAUUUAGAGCUUCCAACCCCUUUUACUUGCAUGGGCUGCAAGGAGUAUGGUGCUGGCUCUCGUUUUACAUGUCAACAAUGCAAUUUUGAGCUUCAUGACUUCUGUGCUUUAGCACCUCCUGUCCUCAAGGCCCAUCCUCUUCACUCUCAACACCACCUUAUUUUCUAUCCUAAACCUGGUAAAGGACUAUUGAGAUCAAAAUGUGAGGUGUGUGGGAAGACUGAAAAGGGAUAUCUAUUCCACUGCAGUGCUUGUAACUUUCAAAUACAUCCUUGUUGUGCGAUGUUAUCAGCCAAGAUGAAAUUCCCCACUCAUCCUCAUUCCCUUGUCAUAAUGCCGGCCACCAUAAAUUCAGUAGGUACAACUGAUAUGCUGUGUAGUGAGUGCAAGAAGAGGAGAUCAGGGAAAGUAUACCAAUGCACACUCUGUGAUUACUGCCUUCAUGCCGUUUGUGCCAAAAGUAUGGUAAAUGGUCUCCAUGCCAAUGGAAUCAAAGGUCUUGAUUCAGCGAAACCAAGCAUGCUUGGCGUUGCAGCUAAAAUUGCUUCCCAUGUUGUUGUAGGGUUCAUGGGCGGACUUAUUGAAGGUAUAGGAGAAGGUUUAGGAGAAGCUCUCACUCAAAACAUCGUCAAAGGAAGCCAUGACAGUACUAGAAAAAGUCCCAUCAAUGAGUAGCCACUAGCUACUCUGAAAAAUAACUAUAAAUGACCUGUUUGAUUUUGUAUUGAUUCAUAGUAUUUCAAGUGUUUGAUAACAUGACUUUCCUUGCCAAAAUUGUAUAAGUAGCUGUUAGUCAGUGUGUGUGUGCGCGCACGCACUGGUGCAAGAUAUGAAGUAAUUAUUUUCAAAAGUAGCUAUUGAUUGGGUUGUUUGUUUAAUAUACAUAAUUAUUAUUUUGAUUUGUAACAAAA
Molecule: messenger RNA, 1786 nt
Organism: Amaranthus tricolor (Joseph's coat)
Lineage: Eukaryota; Viridiplantae; Streptophyta; Magnoliopsida; Caryophyllales; Amaranthaceae
Exons: 2
Coding region: 600-1550 (316 amino acids)
Source: RefSeq, a predicted model, not a curated record